CGUCCCCGCCCCGCUGUCCCCGCAGCCGCGCUGGCCGCAGCCCAGGUGACCUCGGAGGACCAGGAAGUGCCGGAGCACAAACCCGUGGAGAUUCGCUGCGCCGCGUUCCGCUCCAGCUCCGGCAGCGCCCGCAUCGAGUGGAAGUUCCAGAGGGGCUCGUCCCUGGCACUGAUCUACUACGGGGGGGAGCUCACGGAGCCGUACCGGGACCGUGUCCAGUUCUCGCCCACGUCCAUCCGGUUCCAGUCGGUGACGCGCGAGGACAGCGGGAAGUACAUCUGCGAGGUGGUGGGGGAUGGCAGCCACAUCGCCAAGUCCGAGGUCAACCUCAUCGUCCAGGUGCCCCCGGGGAAGCCGCUGGCACACGUGCCCAGCUCUGCCACGGUGGGCGCGCGGGCGGUGCUGCGCUGCUCCGAGGCGCAGGGCUCGCCGCCCCCCACCUUCCGCUGGUACAAGGACGGCACCGAGCUGCCCCAGGACCCCAAAUCCAGCCCCGCCUUCCGCAACUCCUCCUACAGCCUGGACCCGCGCACGGGGGAGCUGGUCUUUGAGCCCGUGGGGGGCUGGGACACGGGCGAUUAUCACUGCGAGGCCUCCAACAACGUGGGCACCCCCCAGAAAUCCGACGUCUUCCGCAUGGAAGCCAGCGAGGUGAACGUGGGCGGCAUCGUGGCCGCCGUGGUGCUGCUGCUCCUGGUCCUGGCGCUCGCUGCCUUCGGCGUCUGGUUCGCCUACAGGCGCGGCUACUUCAGCAAAAAAACAGAUGCCGGCGGGAAGAAGGUGAUUUACAGCCAGCCCUCGCGGCGCAGUGAGGUGAGGACACGGGGACACCGCGGGGACACCGCGGGGACACCGCGGGGACACCGGGACCUGCCACCGCCCUGGCGGGGACACCCCAGAGGCAGAGGGACACCCCGGUGUCCCUUGGCAGGAGGGUCCUGGGGGGUGGUGGGGGGGAUGGUGUCACCCGUGGUGUCCCCAUGGAUGUCACCAUGUCCCCAGUGAUGUCCCCAGUGACGUCACCAUGUCCCUAUUAAUGUCCCCAGUGUCCCUGGGGGGUGGUGCUGGAGGGAGGGGGCUCCCUGUCCCCAUUGAUGUCCCAUUGUCCCCUCUGAUGUCCCUUUUAGUGUCCCUGUGUCCCCAGUGGUGUCCCUCUGUUCCCCAUUGAUGUUCCUGUUGAUGUCCCGUUAUUGUCCCUGGUGUCCCCAUUGAUGUCCCAUCUCUGUCCCCAUCAAUGUCCCUUUACUGUCCCUGUCCCUAUGGAUGUCCCCAUGUCCCCAUGGCUGUCCCUG
Pyrgilauda ruficollis (rufous-necked snowfinch) is the source of this 1292-nucleotide messenger RNA. Its product is annotated as junctional adhesion molecule A-like. Gene Ontology annotation, biological process: intestinal absorption; cell adhesion; establishment of endothelial intestinal barrier. Gene Ontology annotation, cellular component: bicellular tight junction. The annotation marks the transcript as partial. The record is from RefSeq and is a predicted model, not a curated record. The transcript is spliced from 8 exons. Lineage: Eukaryota; Metazoa; Chordata; Aves; Passeriformes; Passeridae.